Messenger RNA from Choloepus didactylus (southern two-toed sloth), 918 nucleotides. Its product is annotated as olfactory receptor 4A47-like. Gene Ontology annotation, molecular function: olfactory receptor activity; G protein-coupled receptor activity. The transcript has a single exon. The record is from RefSeq and is a predicted model, not a curated record. Gene Ontology annotation, cellular component: membrane. Gene Ontology annotation, biological process: G protein-coupled receptor signaling pathway. Lineage: Eukaryota; Metazoa; Chordata; Mammalia; Pilosa; Megalonychidae. Bases 1 to 918 code for a protein of 305 amino acids.
AUGGAAUCAAGGAACAAUGUGACAUAUUUCAUACUCCUGGGUCUCACACGGAAUCCAAAGGAAGAGAAAAUACUUUUCUUUAUGUUCUUAUUCUUCUACAUUUUGACCAUGGUGGGCAACUUGCUCAUUGUCUUGACUGUAACUGUCAGUAAGACCCUUGGAUCUCCUAUGUACUUCUUUCUUGCUAGUUUAUCUUUUAUGGAUGUCAUUUAUUCCUCAUCCCUUUCCCCCAAAAUGAUUUCAGACUUGUUCUUUGGACAAAAGACCAUAUCAUUCCAAGGUUGUAUGAUCCAGCUUUUUACAGGGCACUUCUUUGGUGGAUCAGAGGUCUUCCUUCUGUUGGCCAUGGCAUAUGACCGCUAUGUAGCUGUCUGUAAGCCCUUGCAUUAUUUGAUUAUCAUGAGACAAUGGGUGUGUGUUUUACUGUUAAUAGUGUCCUGGAUUGGAGGUUUUCUACACUCAGUAAUUCAACUUAUUUCACUUCAUGGGCUUCCAUUCUGUGGUCCCAAUGUCAUUGAUCAUUUUAUCUGUGACAUGUACCCUUUAUUGAAACUCAUCUGUACUGACACCUAUGUUAUUGGACUCUUAGUGGUGGCUAAUGGAGGACUGAUCUGCAGUAUUGUAUUUCUGCUGUUACUCAUCUCUUACGGUGUCAUUUUGCACUCCCUGAAGAACCUUAGUCAGGAAGGGAGAAGGAAAGCCCUCUCUUCCUGUGCUUCACACAUCACUGUGGUUGUCUUCUUCUUUGUUCCCUGUAUUUUCAUGUAUGCAAGACCUGCUAGAAACUUUCCUAUUGACAAAUCAUUGAGUGUGUUUUACACAGUCAUAACUCCCAUGCUGAACCCCUUAAUCUACACUCUGAGAAAUUCAGAGAUGACAAACGCUAUGAAGAAACUUUGGAGAAGACAAGUCACAUGA